Molecule: messenger RNA, 909 nt
Organism: Pararge aegeria (speckled wood butterfly)
Lineage: Eukaryota; Metazoa; Arthropoda; Insecta; Lepidoptera; Nymphalidae
Exons: 3
Coding region: 1-711 (236 amino acids)
Source: RefSeq, a predicted model, not a curated record
AUGUUUCUGUGGUUGGUGGUGUGGCAAGCGUUCGCAAUCGUGCGUGUGGCGAGCGGAAUGUUGGACGUUAGACUGUUAAACCCGCGAUAUCCUGGAUCACAGUUGGAGUGUUACGACUAUCCCCCUGCAAUGCCACUUCGAUCCUUUGACACUGGCUGGCACAUUCCGAAGAAAUUAGCGUCGAUUCUGGACAUAACCACCCCGAGAUAUUGGCCUAGCACAACACAAGGCUUCAACGAGAUAUCCAGGCGAAUAGAUUUACUUUGGAACCGAGACGAUAUCGUCAAAGAACACGCUAAAUUGGUUCAAGACAUAAAUAGUCUCAAACAAGUCAUGUACGUCGCGCCAGUAGCAGAAGAGAGAGAUUAUGAAGAUAGCGUUUUUCCUGAUAUAAUAGAAACAUUUUCGUCCACAACCACCCGACCAACAACUACAAGAAGUAGACCAUCUAAGACAGGCUUCCCGGUCUUGUUACUAGGUGGUGGGAGCCGUAGACACUCAACCAAAAGUCAACCGCCGAAGGUACCUAAGAAAACCAUAAGCCUAGUUGGGACAUCAUCUCCCAUAGUAAGGCAUCCAUACCCUUUUGUGAUGGCAGCGUCGUCUCAUCAGCCUGUUAGAAUCUGCAUGUCGUCACCGCUUACGUAUUCAACCACCACACGUCGCCCAAGCCUAUGGGAGCGUUUAGUUAGAGCAAUAAUACCUAGAUAAAAGUCAGUUAAUUAGUUUAUAGUCGUAGAUCGGGCUCGGCGUAAUCUCCCGAGUGUUAUUGUACGUAGGUGAUUUAUUAUUGUAAACAGUUUUCUCAUUGUUUUUGUCGCUGCACGGAAAGCGAGAGUACACUCGCUCAUGCAUAUUUUGUAAAGGCUUGUACACAGCGGCUGUAACUAUCUAUUUAUUAAGAUGAAU